UUCCAUUAAAGUUACAUAUGUUGAAAACUUAACAAAAUGUCCAGUUUUGUAAAAACUUCAAGUAUACGCAACAGUAUUAAUGGAACCAAACUUAAAAACAAUUUGCCAUACAUCUCCUCAGGAAUACCAUCAUUAGACUUUGUUAUCGGUGGUGGUGUACCUGCAGGCUCCAUCUUUACUAUUGAGGAAGAUGUCUUAGGAAGUUACAGCAGAGUGCUUUCUAAAUAUUUCUUAGCAGAGGGUGUGGUAUGUAAACAUGAUCUGUUCAUUGCAUCUGCUGAUGAAGACCCAAAAAUGAUUGUUCAGGAACUCCCACAACCAUGUGCUACUCAAUCCCACGAAGACAAGAAACAAGUUGCGGAGGGUGAGAUGAAGAUUGCAUGGAGGUAUGAGAGUCUGGGACAGAUAGAAUCCUCUUUCGGCAGCAAUACCAACUUUGGCCAUCACUUUGACCUUAGCAAGACUGUAGAAGCACAAACCAUAAGUGAUUGUAACAUAACAUUUUGUCAUUUGACACAAGAGCUCUCAGAAGUUAAAGUUUUCAAGAACCCUAUGUACCAUCAGCUAUUGAGUAGCAUCAAGAAAGUAAUAUCUAAAGAAGAUUACAUGGCUGGCAACAAAAAUAAUAAUAUACUGAGAAUAGUAAUACAGUCUUUAGGUUCUCCAGUGUGGUUUGCGAAGGAGUGUGAUGAAGAUGUCAUAGACAACAGUUACGGUACCGAUAUUCUAAAGUUCAUGUACUGCCUAAGAGCAUUGCUGAGAGAUACUCUCGCUGUGGCUUUAGUCACCUUACCGUCGCAUUUGUUUGAUGAUGAACAUUUAAUGAAGAGGCUUCAAUAUUCUAUUGACAAUGCAGUGAGGUUGGAAUCUUUUGCCGGAUCGAGUAAAGAAACAAAUCCUGUUUAUAAUGAAUACCAUGGCUUAUUCCACAUUGAGAAAUUGUCUGCAGUGCAUUGUUUGGUGCCAUAUGUGCCUCCUAGCUUAGAUUUAGCAUUUAAACUGAAGAGGAAAAAGUUUGUUAUUGAAAAAUUACAUUUGCCUCCAGAACUCCAAGAAUCGAGUGAGCGCGAGCAAGACGAUAUAACGGCAACACCGAAAACCACAACCUGCGGUGGCUUCAAGAAGAAAGAUAUUGACUUUUAAUGUUAUUAAUUUGUACAUAAAUAAAACUAUAUAUUUCGAUUA
Molecule: messenger RNA, 1185 nt
Organism: Aricia agestis (brown argus)
Lineage: Eukaryota; Metazoa; Arthropoda; Insecta; Lepidoptera; Lycaenidae
Gene: Elp4
Product: elongator complex protein 4
Exons: 8
Coding region: 37-1143 (368 amino acids)
Biological process (GO): tRNA wobble uridine modification
Cellular component (GO): transcription elongation factor complex; cytoplasm; elongator holoenzyme complex
Source: RefSeq, a predicted model, not a curated record